Talaromyces atroroseus is the source of this 4557-nucleotide messenger RNA. RefSeq lists its product as hypothetical. NCBI's taxonomy places the organism in Eukaryota, Fungi, Ascomycota, Eurotiomycetes, Eurotiales, Trichocomaceae. Gene Ontology annotation, molecular function: ATP binding; ABC-type peptide transporter activity; ATP hydrolysis activity. Gene Ontology annotation, biological process: transmembrane transport. The transcript has a single exon. The record is from RefSeq and is a predicted model, not a curated record. The coding region runs from base 1 to 4557 and encodes 1518 amino acids. Gene Ontology annotation, cellular component: fungal-type vacuole; fungal-type vacuole membrane.
AUGGCUGCUCAGUGUUCCCUCUGGAAGGACGGCCAUGUGUCCGAUUGCAUGGGAGAGAUACUCCCCCCAGCAACAUGUCUGAUAUCGGCUUUCAUCUUAUGCUCUCGUCAUCUUUAUGCUAGUUGUCGGAUCAGAUCUGUAAACGUACCAAGUGGGCAGCGAUAUAUCACUGUACUCUCGCCGCUAGUCAGAAAGUUAGAACUCUUUGGGCUUCUGGCAGAUAUUGUGGUUGUUGUUUUUUCUAUUCUUGGUGCUCAUCAAGACCGUAUCCUUUUCUCUUCUUUGCUUAUCACCACUAUUCCGUCUAUUUAUCUACUUCUUCUCAUUUUCCUAAGGCGGAGUUCACACCGUCUCGCCCUGCAAUCCCACUCAGUAGUACUGUAUUCCUUGCAAUGGAUCUUUCUAGCUACCGCUAUCCACAAGCAGAUUGUGACAGGUGAAGAACGACCGAUUCUCCUUGCAUCCCUCAUUCGAUUCGCCAUUUCCGCGACACUCUGUCUGUUUCACUGGACUGCUAAGCGCAUACCGGCGCAAACUAGCGACGGCAACGACGAUAUACUUGCUUCAAAGCUCAGCAAAGACGGAACAGCAAGCGCGCUCUCCCGUCUGUCGUUUUUCUGGUUGAAUGAGUUAAUAUGGAAGGCGUAUCGGACGACGCUCGAGGUGUCAGAUUUAUACCCGCUGAAUCCAGACCAGAAAUCCGACGUCGUCGCUCGGCAUUUCGAUUUCAACGCUGACUAUUUGUCUGUUACUUCAACUCCUCUCCUACGCCGGCUUUGGCGGUUUAUCAAAUACGACAUCGUCGUUCAAGGCGGGUGGGCUGCAAUAAAUAGCGUAGCAGUGUACAUUUCUCCGGCGCUCAUACGAGUUUUCCUCAAAAAUCUGGAGUCUCCGGAAGAAGGAUCAAACCCAGCAACAACAGGUUGGCUAUGUGUCGGUGGGUUUCUCAUUGCCGGCGUGCUGGUUGGUACGGCGGAUUGCCAGUGCGAGUGGAAAGGCCGCCAGACGAGCGCAAAGGUACGCGCUGUACUGGUUAAUGAGAUAUACACAAAAGUACUUCGAAGAAGAAUUGCGCAGUCACUGCCGUCAGACACCGGAAAGGAGCACCAGGUGGCGACCGACGGAGGAAUCUUCAAUCUGAUGUCGAUUGAUGCCGAAAAUGUUAGCGCAGUGAGCGGUGAUUUGCAUUUCGUCUGGGUCACUUUUCUAGUGCAGACCAGCAUCGGAACAUGGUUUCUGUACAGAAUCCUCGGAAUUAGUGGCAUAUUGGGGGUGCUUGUCAUGGUAGCAUUGCUUCCUCUGAACUUCCUGAUAUCUCAGCGCGUGAUGGCUGUGCAGGCUCGAGUUUUGACAGCUAGCGAUGCUCGGAUACAUGUUACCAAUGACAUUCUAAAUAAUCUCAGGACAAUCAAAUACUCGGCUUGGGUGAAGCCGUUCAUGGAACGGGUCUUGAAAAGACGACGGGCAGAGAUGAUUGAACUGCGUUCGCGGUGCAUCUGGUGGUCUAUUAAUAUGACCACUUUUCACGCCCUCCCCUUCCUUGUGACUAUGAUUACUCUCUUCUUAUAUACAAUCAUCUGGGGUCAGUCCUUGGGCACAUCAACCGCCUUUCCAGCUCUAGCUAUCUUCGGGAUCAUACGAAUCCCAUUGGAUCGGAUGGCUAGUUCUGUCACUUUUAUCAUGCGUGCCCAUGUGUCUCUCACCCGCAUUGAGAGCUUCUUGCAAGAGAAAGAAACCGGAAAAUACGAUCAGCUUCGCAAUACUCAUGUUUCUGUUCCAGAAACUAUCGGGUUCGAGAAUGCCACUCUCGCGUGGCCAACUGGGGGUUCUGGACGUGAACGCAGUGAUAGCAAUGAUACAUCAAGAGAAGACAUCGCACUUACUGAUAUAAUCCCAUCCAGUCCAUAUUUUCGACUUGAAAACCUUCAAAUCACAUUCCGACCUAACGCAUUGAAUGUCGUUUGCGGCCCCAGUGGCUCCGGAAAGUCAUCCCUACUGCUCAGUCUUCUCGGAGAAAUGGACUUGAUCCACGGCCAUGUUAUCCUCCCUCACGAGAAGAAGCCCGGAGAAUUAUCGUUCACGUCUCUCAACGAUACUACUGCAUACUGCUCGCAGGAGCCUUGGAUUUUGAACCGUAGUAUACGAUCCAAUAUCCUGAUGGAUCUCCCUUUCGACGGCCGGCGCUACGAAAAUGUGUUACAAGCCACAGGUUUGGUCCAAGACAUUGCAGCUCUAGACCACGGCGACCUUUCUUUGGCUGGAGAAGGUGGGAGUCGGCUUUCUGGAGGCCAAAAGCAGCGUGUCGCUUUGGCUCGGACACUGUAUAGCACGUGCAAGUAUGUUCUCUUAGAUGACUGUUUGAGUGCCGUGGAUUCUCGCACGGCAAGUCACAUUUUCUUCCAGGCUAUCAAAGGUCCGUUGAUGUAUGGUCGGACAUGCAUACUAGCUACCCAUGCCGUGCAGUUAGUCACGCCGCAUUGUGAUUACCUGGUUAUCUUAGAUGAUGGCCGGGUGGCAGGUCAAGGCACAGCCAAAGAACUAGCAUCGACGGGUGUUUUCAAGAGUGUGAUUGUUGGAGACAGAAUUCAUUCGCCCCCGACAGAUGCUGAUUCAAGUGGUGAAAACGCUAAAUCUAAUGCCCACGAGGGCUCUGUUUUGCCGCAAGAAAUAGACGGCAAGCCAGAUGAUUUAGAGUCCCAGUCAAAGUAUACAGAGAGCAAGGCCGAAGGCACAGUGACCUGGCCCGUCAUACGAACAUAUCUCGUCACAAUGGGGCCACGAUCAUAUUGGAUCAUCGUAUUUUUCAUGUUUGGCGCACAACAGAUUGCUGCACUGGGCACAAACCUAUGGAUCAAGCAAUGGUCAUUCGAAUAUGAUAAAAUUGGAGACAGCCAAACCCAAAAGCCCAAUGCAUGGUACUACAUGACCAUCUACAUAGCCAUUUGUCUAGCAUACGUCCUCAUCACCUUCAUUCGUGACCUCAUAACACUUUACGGGUCCCUCAAAGCGUCAUCCGGAAUAUACGAAAAGUUGUUACAAUCGGUUCUCCGCGCCAAACCUCUCUUCUUCGAUAAAACCCCAUUCGGCCAGAUUACCAACCGACUCACCAAGGACGUUGAAGUCAUGGACCAAUCUCUGCCUGGAUUCUCAAUCAGCGCUUUGCAACUCAUUGCGUCUAUGGUUAUGGUUAUCGGUAUGAUCUCCAGUGUUGUUCCGGCUUUUCUUGUUGCCGCGGCUUUCAUUUGCGUGGCAUAUUGCCUCGUGACGGCGGUGUAUAUCAAUGGGGCGCGGGAUUUGAAACGCAUUGAAUCCGUGCAAAGGUCUCCAUUGUAUCAGCAAUUCGCAGAAAGCCUCGCAGGGUGCGUCAGCCUCCGGGCUUAUGCGCAAACAGGGUCUUUCACCCUGCAAAACCACGCGCUUGUGGACCAGAUAAACCAGUCGUAUUUGCUACAGUGGGCAACGCAAGCGUGGUUGACGUUUCGCAUCGAUGUUCUCAGCUCCCUAGUGUCGUUUUUUACAGGCGCCUUUGUGCUGCUGAAUUCCAGCUCUAUUGACCCUGGGAGCGCCGGGCUGGUGCUUACUUUCGCUGCGACUUUUACCGAAAACGUCAUGUGGUUCGUACAAGUCUAUUCUAUCGUCCAGCGGAAUCUCAACUCCGUGGAGCGCAUCAUCGAGUAUAUUGAUGUCGAACAAGAAGAAUCGGGCGCCUCUCCAAAGCUCAUGUACGACUUCCCCCGAAACUGGCCAACAGACGGAAGGGUGCGGUUCGAUGGUUAUUCCACACGUUAUGCACCCGAGCUAGAUAUGGUGUUGAACAACGUGACUUUUGAGGUCUGUCCAGGUGAACGAGUUGCAGUGGUUGGCCGUACGGGGGCAGGUAAAAGCUCUCUUGCGCUGGCUUUGAUUCGGGCACUGGAAAGCGAAAGUGGCCACAUCGAGAUCGAUGGUGUUGAUAUUCGUUCUCUGCCGCUAGAUCAGCUACGACAAGCUAUCACGCUGGUGCCUCAGGAUCCGCAGCUGUUUGAUGGUACAAUACGGGAUAAUCUAGACCCUCUACAUGCACACAACGACGAAGAGAUGCUUUCUUUACUGCGCCACGUCCGCCUAGUCGACAACACGCAUGAUGCAUCUGAAAAGGCCACAGAGACAGAGAAUAAAGGUUUCAGUCGUCUAGAUCAGACAGCCAGCACGCUAUCACGUGGCCAACGCCAGCUGCUGUGUAUUGUAAGAGGGCUUUUACGCAAAACGCGCAUCUUAGUACUCGAUGAAGCUACGGCAUCGAUUGACCAUGAGACGGACGCCGCGAUCCAGGCGACGAUACGGAUCAGUAUUGCGCACGGGACUACGGUGCUGACUAUUGCACAUAGACUGCGCACUAUUGCCGACUAUGACAGGGUCGUUGUAUUGGACACUGGCCGUGUUAUCGAGGAGGGUUCUGUCCGUAACCUUCUCGCUCGUCGCGGGAAUGGCGCCGUUUUCCGUCGUUUGUGUGAGGAAUCUGGAGAUAUUGAGAAUAUCGAGCAGGCUGCUGGUGUAGUCCGCGCAGGCAAAUUUUGA